Peronospora matthiolae is the source of this 717-nucleotide messenger RNA. The record is from the annotation of a GenBank genome assembly. NCBI's taxonomy places the organism in Eukaryota, Oomycota, Peronosporomycetes, Peronosporales, Peronosporaceae.
AUGACGCACCGCGCAGCCCUAAUCCGCUCGGCAUUGUGUCUCACAACAGCUAAACCACGUCCGUCCCCCACGCUCUUCUGCUUCCCUGGACUUGCCUCUGCUCCAUGGCACGAUACGCAAACUUUCGACUGGAUCCAGCGUCUUGAAGCUAAUCGUGACGCCAUUACAAACGAGUUCUUGGCACUUCGAGAGCAACGAAACAGCUCAGCCGAGACGAGUGACUAUAAAGAGUCCAGCCAAGACCAUCAGCUGCAUUCGGGCCAGUGGGAUUGGCUCUCGUACGUGACGCAAGGUCGGCGCCAAGCGGACUUUGCGGUGCAUUGCCCCAAGACAGUGGGAGUGUUAGAGAGCAUUCCUGGCUUUAUGGUGAACGUCCCGUUUGCCUAUUCGUUUUUCUCUAUUUUAAAGCCUGGGUCGAGUAUCAAGGCGCACUCGGCGCCGUGCAACAUCCGAUUGCGUUGCCACUUCCCGAUACUUGUUCCGGAUGGUUGUGGUAUUCGAGUGGGCGAUGAGACGCGGCAGUGGGAAGAAGGCAAAGCGCUUGUGUUCGACGACGCGUUUGAUCACGAGGUGUGGCAUCGUGGAAAAGAAGGAGACCGCGUGGUGCUACUGUUCGACUUUUGGCACCCGGAACUAGUACAAGGCGAACGCGAGGCCAUUGUGGGGAUGUUUGAGGAUGCAAAGGAGAAAGGAUGGCUCAAGGAUUUGGAGCCAUAG